CAUUUUAUUAAAAAUUAUCUUCAGUUCUGAUGGAAUAAUCCGAAACUGUGGAAAUUUUUGCGGGAAAAUAAGAGUUUACUUACUUGCUUCAUGAUCGUUAGAUAAUCUGGUAGACGCAUGUUCAUGAACGAAUCGAAUCAAGUAAAGUUCUCGUGUGACAAAGGAUGGGUGUAACAGGACUACUCCCCUUUUUGAAGAAGAUCCAUGUCCCUGUGAAUGUGGCCAAGUUUGAGGGCUGCACUGUAGCCAUUGAUGCCUACUGCUGGCUCCACAAAGGAGCUUUCUCUUGUGCUGAAAAGUUAGCCCUCGGAGAACCUACAGACCAAUAUGUCUACUACUGCAUGAAGUAUGUGGAGAUGCUUUUAAAAAAGAACCUUAAACCAGUGCUAGUAUUUGAUGGCUGUCAUCUUCCCUCCAAGAAAGAUGUUGAGAAGUCAAGGAGAGAAAAGCGGGAAAUCAACAAGAAGAAGGCUGCCCAGUUACUGCGUGAAGGUAAAAGGGCAGAGGCCAGGGAAUGCCUCCAGAGAUGUAUCGACAUCAGCCCAGACAUGGCACUCAAUCUUAUGAAUGCCUGUCGAGCAAGAGGUGUGGACUGUAUUGUGGCUCCUUAUGAGGCGGAUGCUCAGUUGGCCUACCUAAAUAAAUGUGGCAUUGCUCAGCUCAUUAUAACAGAGGAUUCAGAUCUGCUGCUGUUUGGAUGUGACAAGGUGAUAUUUAAGAUGGACCACUUUGGAAAUGGUGUUUUGAUAGAGCAGAGUCGGCUAAAUGAAGUGAUGGAGAUACAGAGUGGCUUCUACACAUUUGAAAAGUUUCGCUACAUGUGUAUCCUCUCUGGUUGUGAUUAUCUCUCCUCUCUCCAAGGCAUCGGGUUAGGAAAAGCUGCCAAAGUCUUCAAACGUGCAAGACAGUCUGAACUGAAACUGUUAUUAAAGAAAUUUCCGAGUACCUACCUGAACAUGUCCCUAGCAGUCCCAGAUGAGUAUAUUGAUGGCUUCAUUCGAGCUAACAAUACAUUUCUCUAUCAACUGGUGUAUGAUCCUUUACAAAGGAGGCUUCGUCCCUUGAAUUCAUAUGAAGAAGGUUUGAAUGCACAGCAGUUACCUUACACAGGAGCAAUGUUUCCUCAAGAUGAAGCAUACCAGAUAGCCCUUGGGAACAUCAAUAUUUACACCAGGGAAAAAUUUGCUGACUUUGAUCCAGACACUUAUGUUCCUCCUAAAGCUAGUAAGAAAAGGCCUGAGCAGCUACACAGAUUAAGCAUUUGGGACAGAAACUAUCGAACCCGUCCCAAGACUGAGCUAAGAGAAGUGCAAAAUAUUCCCAGACCAAGUUUACAUGGAAAAGAGGUCAUUGUGAAAAAAACCUUCCAAGUAAAGAGACCUCCUGCAGAAGAUGAUAAGAAUGUUAAGUCUGACAAUGAGUUGUCCAAACUUUACCAGGAAGAGAAUGAUGAGAAUUCGUCCUCCCCAUCAUCACCCAAGAAAAGGCGGCGAUCCUCGGGUGACUCGGAGGAGGACCUCCCAAAAAGUCCUGUCAAGAAGUUCAGGAAACUGUACAUGUCGCCCAGUAAGGUCCAGUUUUUUGAUUCUCUAAAAGACGCUGACCAGGAAGUGUGUGAUCAGUCUCCAUCCAAAGUCCAAGACCAAAGUGAGCAGGUCUUUGAAUCUACACCAGAAUGUCUCAAACCAUCUCCAAAACGCAACAGGUUUGCUGUUCUGAGUGAAGAGAAGCGGGAAAAAUUCAGCAUCAAUACCUCCAAGAGCAUUGUUAGAAGCAGAUUUUUUGCCUCUUCAGUAGAAGGCUCUGAAAAUUCCACAGAGAAAAAGCUUGAAGAAUAUGGCAGCAAAAACCUGGAAGUUGAUAAAGGAAUAGAAAGAAUUAAGGAAAAAGAAGAAAAACUUGAUGAGUCAAAAAUUUCAACAUCAAAUGAGUUAGGAUCAACCUCCAUAACUAGUCCGCCUAAUCCUGUCCAUCCAAAAACCAAGUCCUCUCCUGGCUCAGCCUUUACAUGGUCCAAAUUUAAAUACUCAAAAACAAGCAAUGUAACAAGUUCAAAAACAGGCAAAGUGAACUCAGAUUACAAGAAAGUGGGAUCUGAAUCUUGUCUUUCCAAUUACUUUUUGUCCAAAUCUAGGGAUGUUGAUUCUUUUGUACCGUCAUCCACAAGCCAGCUCAAGCCUGUGAAGAGUUGUGAUGACAUUGGUGAUGUUAUGGAUUCGGUGAGCCAGUCCAGCUAUGUCCAAGAGACAUUAAGUCAGGCAAGCUCUGUGUCUUACAGCCAAGAGAGCGGGGCCUACAGCAUCGAUCUGGAAUGUCUGCCAGACAGCCAGGAGAUACAGACUAUAUCUGAGGAAUAUGUAGCACAGACAGAGUCUGUCUCCAGACAAACAAAGCCAAUACAGGAAUCAAAGAAAAAUCCCCCAGCCACUAAAAAAUUAGGAUGCAGAGCAAGUGGUUUAUCCAAGAAUAAGAAAGGGAAAGGCUCUUCAGAUGACAAGCAACAGAGUAUAAAAGAUCUAUUUUCUAAGUUUGCCUUUAACAAAAGAGAGGAGAAACUUUGUCCAGGAGGAGACCAGGAUGUGGAGUUGGUAUCCUUUACACCAUCAAACAAGCCAUGUACAAAAGCAGUGCAACGGAAACUUUUACCAUAAAAUCUCUUCAACUGUAGCACAAAAGCAGUGAAGCAUAAUCUUUUACCAUCGAAAUCUCUCGACAGUAGCACAAAAGUAGUGCAAUGGAAACUUUUACCAUGGAAAUCUCUGCAACAGUAGCCCAACAAGAAACAUAUCAUAGAACCUCUGCAACUGUAACAUUCCUGAUUGACAGUACUAGUCAAUGAUUGACAAUGUCUAGUGUUAGCAUACUUUAUAAAAUACACAAACAUUUUGUACCACAAAUAAUAAAAGCCAGCCUUUUGUUUAUAAAGUC
Molecule: messenger RNA, 2928 nt
Organism: Magallana angulata
Lineage: Eukaryota; Metazoa; Mollusca; Bivalvia; Ostreida; Ostreidae
Product: exonuclease 1-like
Exons: 14
Coding region: 165-2651 (828 amino acids)
Biological process (GO): mismatch repair; DNA recombination
Cellular component (GO): nucleus
Molecular function (GO): metal ion binding; 5'-3' DNA exonuclease activity; 5'-flap endonuclease activity
Source: RefSeq, a predicted model, not a curated record